Messenger RNA from Manis javanica (Malayan pangolin), 1939 nucleotides. RefSeq names its product leucine aminopeptidase 3 (gene LAP3). Gene Ontology annotation, biological process: proteolysis. Gene Ontology annotation, molecular function: manganese ion binding; metalloaminopeptidase activity. The record is from RefSeq and is a predicted model, not a curated record. Gene Ontology annotation, cellular component: cytoplasm. Lineage: Eukaryota; Metazoa; Chordata; Mammalia; Pholidota; Manidae.
AUGUUCUUGCUGCCUCUUCCGGCUGCGGGGCGAUUCGCUGUCCGACGGCUGAACGCGAAGCGCUUCUGGGGACAGGGUCUCUCUACCGCAAGCAUGACGAAGGGCCUUGUUUUAGGAAUCUAUUCCAAAGAAAAAGCAGAUGAUGUUCCACAGUUCACAAGUGCAGGAGAGAAUUUUGAUAAAUUGGUGUCUGGAAAGCUGAGAAAAACUUUGAACAUAUCUGGACCACCUCUGAAGGCAGGCAAAACCCGAAUCUUUUAUGGUCUGCAUGAGGACUUUCCCAGCGUGGUGGUGGUCGGCCUUGGCAAAAAGGCAGCUGGAAUUGAUGACCAGGAAAACUGGCACGAAGGCAAAGAGAACAUCAGAGCUGCUGUGGCAGCGGGGUGCAGGCAGAUUCAGGACCUAGAGAUCUCUUCCGUGGAGGUGGACCCCUGUGGAGAUGCCCAGGCGGCUGCGGAGGGAGCAGUGCUUGGUCUCUAUGAGUACGACGACCUGAAGCAGAAGAAGAAGGUGGUUGUCUCGGCGGAGCUGCACGGGAGUGGGGACCAGGAGGCCUGGCAGAAAGGAGUCCUCUUUGCUUCCGGGCAGAACUUGGCACGCCAGUUGAUGGAGACUCCAGCCAACGAGAUGACGCCAACCAGAUUUGCCAAAAUUAUUGAGAAGUCUCUCAAAAGUGCUAGUAGUAAAACAGAUGUCCACAUCAGACCCAAGUCUUGGAUUGAAGAACAGGAAAUGGGAUCAUUCCUAAGUGUGGCCAAAGGGUCCGAUGAGCCUCCAGUCUUCCUGGAAAUUCACUACAAAGGCAGCCCCAACGCGAGUGACCCACCCCUGGUGUUCGUUGGGAAGGGAAUCACCUUUGAUAGUGGCGGCAUCUCCAUCAAGCCUUCUGCAAAUAUGGACCUCAUGAGGGCCGACAUGGGAGGAGCAGCCACUAUCUGUUCAACCAUUGUGUCUGCCGCCAAGCUCAGUCUGCCCAUUAACGUCAUCGGUUUGACCCCUCUUUGUGAAAAUAUGCCCAGCGGUAAGGCUAACAAGCCUGGGGAUGUUGUUAAAGCCAAGAACGGGAAGACCAUACAGGUUGAUAACACGGACGCCGAGGGGAGGCUCGUACUGGCUGAUGCGCUCUGUUACGCGCACACCUUUGACCCGAAGAUCAUCAUCAACGCCGCCACCCUAACAGGUGCUAUGGACGUAGCUUUGGGGUCUGGUGCCACUGGGGUCUUUACCAAUUCAUCCUGGCUGUGGAACAAACUCUUUGAGGCCAGUAUUGAAACGGGGGACCGUGUCUGGAGGAUGCCUCUCUUUGAACAUUACACAAGACAGGUUGUAGAUUGCCAGCUGGCUGAUGUUAACAACAUUGGAAAAUAUAGAUCUGCAGGAGCGUGUACAGCUGCAGCGUUCCUGAAAGAAUUUGUGACUCAUCCUCACUGGGCCCAUUUAGACAUAGCAGGCGUGAUGACCAACAAAGACGAGGUUCCGUAUCUGCGGAAGGGCAUGACUGGGAGGCCCACGAGGACCUUGAUAGAGUUCUUGCUUCAGUUCAGUCAAGACAAUGCUUAAUUCAGAUACUCUAGGAUUCCUUCUUUCUGUCUUAAAUGGGCAGUUGCGCUUAAAAAUGUUUUUUAAUGAAUGGAUGAAAAUCUUUUUAAAAGAAACAAAGGAUGGUAUUUAAAAAUGUAGAACAGCAGAAAAUGUGAUUCCUUGCCUUGUUUUUUUCAUUUUAUGUAGAGAUUUAUAAAGGUAAAGAUGGUAUCUUGCCUGCCAAGAUAUUUAAUAUAUUCUAUUAAUGAUGAUGCAUUUUUAAAAACUACCUAGUGCUCUUCAGAGUAUAUGUUUUUAAUUGAGAAAAAUUGUUUUUCAGAUUUGUGAUGCUAGGAACAAAGUUACUAUAUGCCAUUGUCAGAAACAAUAAACCCAACUUUCUCUUCUCUCUGCUGUG